GAAAUAGAAACCGCGCCUGCGCAGUGCCGACAGGAGCUGUUUGCUGCUAUACCGUGUUCUGCGGACAUCACUGCAAUUCAGCAAGAUGGGCGAUCACUGGCGUCGAGUGUGCGAUACGUACCAGAGGGCAAUCACUGCCUCUGAGGUGGAGUCCAAAGGUGAUCCGGAGAAUGAACCUUACCGCUCCAAGUACCGGGCCCGGGAGCUCUUGCGGGAGGUGCGAGCUCUGCUGGGGGCGGAGGAGGAGAGCGGGGAGCGGCAGGAGGACGGAGCACAGGACGAGGAUACACAGAGCACGCUGGCUGCACGCCUGGCUGUCAUAGAAUACCGCCUGGGAGUGAACCACACCGAGACCGAGGAGAUGUCUGCAGGGGAGGAGCACCUGGUGAAAGUGACCCGCCUCCUGGAGAGACACCGUCUGUUGCAUGACUGUGUCUCCACCUACGUCCAGGCUCAGAAUAAUCUUGGAAUUCUCUGGGCUGAGAGAGGAGAGAUCAUCAUUGGACAAAAAUACCUGGAGUCUGCCGAGUCUUUAUAUCUUCAGUAUAUGAAAAAAAUUGGCAAGCCCCCAGUUGAUCCUGAUGAACACUUUAAACCUGAGGAGCAGAAGCUCACUGAGCAGGAAAGAUCAAAGAGAUUUGAGCGUGUAUACACCCAUACAAUGUACUAUCUAGCGCAAGUCUACAAACAUUUAAAACAGGAUGAGAAGUCAGCUCAGUACUGUCAUACAACCCUCCAGAGGCAGCUGGAAUAUGAUGGCUACAACCCAGUGGAGUGGGCAAUCAAUGCAGCCACAUUAUCACAGUACUAUCUGGGAAAGCAAUGUUACAUGGAAUCCAGGCACUGUCUUUCUGCGGCCAAUGUCAUCUUCAGCAAAGCUGGACAGACUCCUUCCCCUGAAGCUGCUCAAGAAGAUGAAGCUGAACAGGAGCGUCUUGAUCAACUAAGUCAAAAAAGAGCUCAAAUAGCCAGAUGCUGGGUGAAAUAUUGUAUCAAUUUAUUGCAGGAUGCACGUAAGAAACUUGAGGACAACAUAGGUGAACUUGAUGUUGAGCUUCAAGAAGAACUUCAGGCUAAACGUAGAAAAGAAGAAGAUGAAAAUGAGAAGGACAGGAAGAAGGCUGUCCUCUUCGGAUCAAGUGACAUAUACGACUCUAUUUUAGCGGUUGAAGAAAAAGUUCAUUGCUCGCUUCCUCUAGACUUUAAAGAAGCCAGGGAGGUAUUUCUAGUGGGGCAAAAUUAUAUAAAUGAAGCCAAAGAGUACUUUCAGCUGGAUGGACAUGUUACAGACCACAUUGAAAUUAUGCAGGACCACAGUGUUCUGUUUAAGGUUCUGGCUUUCUUUGAGGCAGACUAUGAGCGGCGUUGUAAGAUGCAUAAACGUAGGAUAGAUAUGUUGGAACCGUUAUGUAAGGAGCUAAACCCACAAUUCUAUCUCCUAAUUUGUAGACAGCUUCAGUUUGAGAUAGCUGACACUUAUUACGAGAUGAUGGAUUUAAAGGUAGCAAUUGGUAAUAAGCUAGACGAGAUGGACUCUCACACGAUAAAAAAAAUCAACAGCUUGUCACAAUCUGCAAUCAAAUAUUAUGAGAUGUUUUUGGACUCCCUAAGAAGCCCAGAUAAGAAGUUUCCUGAGAAGCUACAAGAAGAUGUUCUCCGUCCUGCUUUGGUAGCCAAGUUCCACAUUGCACGCCUCUAUGGAAAGCUAAUUUCCAGUGAUCUUAAGAAACAGCUGGAGAAUUUGCAGACAUCUCUAAAUUACUAUACAUUCCUAGUAGAAUACUGUGCAACAGAUGAGGAAGCUGUGAAAGCGGUGGAAACAGAGUUGGAACUUACCAGGGAGAUGGUGGCUCUUCUUCCUGCAAGGAUGGAAACGUUAAGAGUACAGUUGACCUAAGACAUACCAUGGGAUGUCCAUAUUUAAAAAGCUUUAUUUAUUAUAGUGUAUCUAUAGUUAAAACUUCUUUUAUUUGGAAUAGAGUAGGAGAUGAUUAAAGCCUCACUCCAGGAUAAAAUCAUCCCCUGCCCGCCAGCCUCCAACUAAUUGUUGUACUAAAAAACUUGCCUUUACUUGCCUGUAGCAGCAGUCACAUGAUGCUCUGACCCGAAUCUUCUCCCCUUUUGUUUACUUCAUGCAUGGGUCCUUUUGGGGGUACCCAUGUCGCUGCCUGCAUGAAGUAGACAGGCUGACAUCAGUGGAGGGAAAUAGGAAGGGGGAGGGGCUGGGUGACAGUCUCAGUGGGCCUUUGCAGUGCUAGAUUAUCAGUCUGCCUACUCAGACUGCAGAAACCUCGUCUGGCUUCACAAGGUUGCACAACCCACUAAUCCUGGCAGGAUGGGUUGGUGGAGGAUGAGAAGGAAGGAUAGUGGGUACAUUUUGUCCAGAGUGGGGCUUUAAAACCGCUGUCAGAUUUUUUUUGUUUUUCUGUAUCCCACUGUGACGCUUCCAGCCGAGAUAAGAGAAACAUGAGGUACAUUCUCCAAAAAUUGUGGGAUUAAUCACCUCUUAGACCCCUGUCCUCAUAUGGCUAGAAGUUAAAGGAAAACUUUCCAGUGUGAGGAUAGAUUUCCUUUAGAACAACAGUCUUAGGUGGCUACUUAUACAUUUGCUGCACGAAUGUUAGAAGCAUUUGUGCAAGUCGAAUGAAAUUGUUCAAUAUUUUUAGUCUAAAAGAUUAGUGCUUGCAUCGCCAGCUCCAUCUAGUUGCCAAAAUGAGGUAUUGUUUUCUUUAUUGAGUUAUUUCAGAAAACUAUACUGCAUUUUGGCCACUAGAUGGAGCCAACAAUACAGGCAUUAAUCUCUUAGAAAAGAAUGUGGCACAUUUUGUUCAAUUUGCACAAACGCUUCUGACAUUCAUGCAACAAAUGUUUUAGAAACAGAGUUUUGACAAGUGUCCUUAUAAGAAGAUUUCCCCUAUAUCAGAAAAUGGUCACCAGGACAAAUAGUGGAUCUUCAGAGAGGACAAAGCCUUACGUGUUCUUACUGAUUCCUACUCCAUCCGGACAAAAAAAGUUUUGGGUAUAGACACAAUUUAAGUCUAGUAUCGGCAGAAGAUAAAUAUAUAUCAGUAACUUUCAAUGCAAGAAAAAACAGAAAAUUGUAUCCUACUUACCGUCAUUUUCUUUUCCUGGUGCCUAGCCAUGGCAGCAUACCUGUGACAAGCUCCGCCUUGGCUCCUCCCUCAGGCCCGCAGGAGUGGGCGUGUCAUUUAAUUUCCAAGCGCCCCAGUGUCUCCUAGGAGCACAGCGUCGCGCUUCCCAGGAGACAAGUCAUAAGGCAGAUUCACGAAAUAUCGCAGGAUUUUACUCAUCACGUGACCCAUGAAGCAGGUCACGUGAUGAUUGCGGAUCAAAUUCCUGGAAGCAUUUGCUUGUGGGCUUCAUGCUGCCCACAAGCAAAAUGGAAACGGCAAGAAGAACUUUUUAUAAAUACAGAUUUAAUGCCGAGGGUAAUGCGGGGCAGUAGAAACUUGAAAGAUGGAAGUAGAAUUUUAAUUACAUAGCAAGAGUUAAAUUAAGAAAAAAAAAAAAAACGUCCGGACCGCAGAACCCGCCCAUUAAGAGACAAAAUGCUUGUCCCAAAAGAUCUUACAGCAGGGACUCCCAACCUUGUAAGCGUGUUUAGCUGCGCCCAAGAGAAGGGACCGCAUCCGGGAGAGGCUUGAACCCAGACGGAAGCUGCAGAAGGUAAGAAUGUUUGACCAGAAUUCACUGCCAUGAGGUCUGAGGAAAAAAAGGAGAAUGCUGGGACUGCACUAACCACUUCUUUUAUAAUAUUCACUAGUCCUGUGGGAGGAGCAAAGGCAGAGCUUGUCACAGGUAUGCUGCCAUGGAGGUGCCAGGAAAUAUCAUUAAAAAAACACUACCCCUGAAUGUUUUUGUAGAUUUUUUUUUUUUUACUAGUGAUUGGUUUUCUCUCAGAAUUUCAUUUGUUUGGCAAUGUUGCAUAUAUUAGGCUGUUUUCAUGUACUUCAUGACCCCCUUAUGAAAUUUGGUUGGAAUGACUACAGUCUUCAUGUAAAUAAAAAAAAAAAAAA
Rana temporaria (common frog) is the source of this 4037-nucleotide messenger RNA. RefSeq names its product kinesin family binding protein (gene KIFBP). The transcript has 7 exons. The record is from RefSeq and is a predicted model, not a curated record. Bases 86 to 1897 code for a protein of 603 amino acids. Lineage: Eukaryota; Metazoa; Chordata; Amphibia; Anura; Ranidae.